Molecule: messenger RNA, 633 nt
Organism: Thermothelomyces thermophilus ATCC 42464
Lineage: Eukaryota; Fungi; Ascomycota; Sordariomycetes; Sordariales; Chaetomiaceae
Exons: 6
Coding region: 1-633 (210 amino acids)
Source: RefSeq, a predicted model, not a curated record
AUGGAUUUCCGUCGAGGUGCCCGGGGGAGAAGGUAUCCACGCCCCGAAUUUUACAGGUGUCUGGGGUCGUUUGAGCUGCUGCGUGAUAUGUCCGCCAACGAUCGUCCCGGAUUUGGGCAUACUAGUAGCCAGACGGCGGUAACUCAAGUUUCGGCUUCUGCCCGUUCUGGUUGGUUCGAGGCCCGGAACGACGGACGGGCGAAACAGGGCUUUGAUGGAAAUUUACUUGGAUGUCCUCAGGAGCAGAACCACAGUCGAAGCAUAGUCCAGAUGAGAGAGAAACGUCCUCGGAGCUUCAAGGAAGCGCUCCCAGUAUCCGGUAUCCAGUGUUCAAGUAUCAUUGCACUUUAUGUAGUCCUAGAUGGUCGAGUCGUGGUGAAGAGAGGUGCAGCGGAUGCACGUAGCCGGGUCGAUGCACUAACAGAAGGCAGGGCGAGGGAUGUGGCCAAAUCGAGGGAAGCGCUGGAGCCUGGCCCUCGGACUCCCAACCAACAAAACCAUCCAGUCCGCACCCUCUUCCGCGCAUCAGCAUCACCACCACCACCACACCCUUUCAUCUCAGCAUCGCCGGCAGCGCCGCCCGUCAACACCUGGGGCCUGACCCCGAGUUCCUUCGACUGUCCAUUUCGGUGA